CUUCUUCCAUUUUUCGAGGGGAAAAAAUGAAUCCCUCCCGUGAAGAAGAAAACCCCUCAAACUGCAAAUGAAAAUCAUACAGUUUUACUGAAAUGGAGAAUACGGGAAUUCUGAAGGAGUGGUUCGAUCGAGUUGAUUCGGAGAAAUCUGGAAGCGUCACAGCUCCUCAGCUCCAGAAAGCUCUGGCGGUUGGGAACCUCAAUUUCCCCCUCUCAAUUGUGCAGCAAAUGAUUAGAAUGUAUGAUUUCGAUAGAAAUGGGACAAUGAGCUUCGAAGAGUUUGUAGCUCUCAACAAGUUUCUCCUUAAGCUUCAGCAAGCCUUCUCUGACUUGGAAAGAGGUCGUGGUUUUCUAGUCCCAAAUGAUGUAUAUGAGGCAUUGGUUAAAAUUGGCUACACGUUAGAUUCUCCUGCUUUUUAUACUGUCUGCGAGAGCUUUGAUCAGAAGAAGAAUGGGAGAUUUCGGCUAGAUGAUUUCAUAUCACUUUGUAUAUUUGUUCAAUCAGCUGGGAAUCUGUUUAAUUCCUUUGAUACAGCUAAACAAGGCAGGGUGACUCUAGAUCUCAACCAAUUUGUCUAUUGCAGUAAGUACCUGAAUUGCUGCCAAUUGUAGAAUAUGAAAUUGUGUAAAUAUUUGGACAAAGGGGCUACUUCAUGUUGCAGAAACUUCUUCCGCAGGAUCUAGGAUGAUGUAUGAUCUGGAAGCUGAUUUUUCCGUUGCAUAAUUAAUACCUAUUUUUUAUGCUUUUCUAUCUGUUUUAUCCUGGGAAGGACUCGUGUCAUUCGAAAACACUAGUAUUUCAUUUCUUUCUAUAGUCUAUAUUUGUCUGUGUAGUUGUACUCCUCCUUCCAUUAAGUUCGUAUUUUGCCAGUAACUAACGACAUGGUUUGAAAGUAAAAUCUUCUACUGCCUUGAUAUAGAAAAUUUACUCA
Momordica charantia (bitter melon) is the source of this 931-nucleotide messenger RNA. RefSeq lists its product as uncharacterized. NCBI's taxonomy places the organism in Eukaryota, Viridiplantae, Streptophyta, Magnoliopsida, Cucurbitales, Cucurbitaceae. The record is from RefSeq and is a predicted model, not a curated record. Gene Ontology annotation, molecular function: calcium ion binding.